AUGCAUCAAAACGCAAAACAGGUCAAUUCACGUGAGUACUCUCAUUGGCGAAGGACUGGGGUCGCCUUUGAGCCUCGAUCAAGUUCGAGCUAUUCCGUCAGCAACAGAAGCCUUGUGUCACCCCGACAUAUCGCUAGCCCUUUCAUCUCCUCGGAUAACCGCAGCCUCUGCUGGGGAUACUGGGGUGAUCUUGUAGUCUCACCCUAUAUGUGCUUUGGUAUCGACACCAUGGCUUGCCCAGAGCUGGGCAAGCCUGUAAAUGGUCGUCUUCUUUAUGGUGCAGCAACGGUAGCGGAGGUUACAAUUCGUCGGCUCUUUUGGCAAAUGAUUCAUGGUAAAGAUUGUCCGAAAGUGGUUUUAAUGCCUGAUUUUACGGAGAAAGAGCAGUAUAAUAAAUCUAAGGCUAUUAAAUUGACAAACGAUAGAAUCUGCCAGGACAAGGAAGAAAUUAAUGAUGAUGAGAAAGGGGCAUCUAACGAAGAAAAUGUAAGUGCAGACGAAGAAAUAGUUGAUAAAAAAUCAAAUGAAAUUGAAAAUGAUAGCUUACAGUCAGAAUAUGCUAAAGAUAAAUCUAAAAUGAGUGAGAAAGAAUUUUUCCGCGACGGAGAUAAGAUGAUAGAAAAACAAGGAGCAAAGAAUAUAAACGAGUUGGAAAAUAGAGGGAAUGAAGAUAUAUCCAUGAGUGAGAAUGAAACGAAAGUUCUGGAUGACAAAACUGCUUUGGCUGGUGAAGUUGGAGAAUCUUGCAAAUAUGCAACAAAGGGAGACGAAAUAAAAUCCUUUAACGAACAGGAGGAACUCAUGUUUGAAUCUCCUAUGGCCUCCUCGAGUGGACAGAAAAGCUCAAACGAUAUUCAAGACCAAAAUCAAGACAGCUUGCAAGAUAUUGUCAUUCAGUCUCCUCAUGCUGUUCUGGAAGAUGUAAUUGAAUUAAAAAAUCAAUGCAAUCAGUCAGCUAGCAGCAUUCGAGCUGAAGAAAUUAAUGAAGACCCGAAAGCACUUGAAAGUAGCAGUGAUUUGGACCUGAAUAAGGCUAGAGAGUUUGAUGAAGGGUCCAUGCUUGAGCAAUCAAUCGCAAUAUCAUCGAAACUUCAAGAAGCAGAACCAGCGAGCAAGUCGCAUGCUUCUAGCCCGACCAACAGCCCAACAAGCUUGAGUAAGACAAGGAAACCCAAGCCAUAA
Protopolystoma xenopodis is the source of this 1182-nucleotide messenger RNA. NCBI's taxonomy places the organism in Eukaryota, Metazoa, Platyhelminthes, Monogenea, Polystomatidea, Polystomatidae. The record is from the annotation of a GenBank genome assembly.